AUGACUACGCUCUUUACGAACGCUCGCUUGGUUGGUCUGCGAAACGAGACGUACUCGGUGCUCGUCCGUGACGGAGCGGUCGCUUCAAUUGAGGCAACCGGUUCUGCCCCUCCUCCUCACUCAGCUGCGAAAGUUCACGACCUGGCGGGCUCCUUCCUCGCUCCGUCACUCAUCGAUGCGCAUACGCACUUCCCGACAUGGGCGAUGGCGUCGAAGCGGAUCGACCUGUACACGGCCAAAUCCGCCGCCGAAGUCCUCGACCGCGUCCGCGCAUGGCUUCCCGAGCAGCCAGACGAUGGACUCUUCGUCGUCGGCCAGCGCAUGCGCGUUGGCGAGUGGCCGGACGUUGCCGAUAUGAACCGCCUCGCGCUCGACUCCGUCGAACCCGUUCGCCCGCUCGUCCUCUUCUUCGCCGGCUUCCACUCGCUCUGCGCCAACUCUGCUGCCCUCAAGCGCAUUGGUUUCGAGCCGGAAGGUCACAGCGGCGUUCUUGAGGAAGCGGAGUGCUUCCGAGCAUGGACACGGAUCGGCGAGAUUCCGCCUGCAGUCCUCGACGUCGCCGUGGACCUCGCUGCUCGCAACGCCGCUGCGAUGGGCAUCACCGAGAUCCUCGACCUCGAGAUGGACUUCAACAUCGACCACUGGACGCGGCGGGUGCAGAAGGGUACCGAUGUCCUUCGCGUGCGGUGCGGCCUCUACGAGCAGCACCUCCCUUCCGCGAUUGCCGCCGGCUACAAGACGGGCGACGUUAUCUCCGACACGCAAGGUCUGGUCACCGUCGGUCCUCACAAGAUCAUCACAGACGGAUCCCUCGGCUCGCGAACGGCUUGCUGCCACGACCCUUACCCCAACGAGCCGGAGAACUUUGGUCACUUCGAGUACGAGCCGAAGACGCUCAAGUCGAUGAUGGAGAAGGCCAUCGAGGCGGGCUUCGCGCUCGCCGUCCAUGCGAUCGGCGACAAAGCGAACCAGCUCACCCUCCAGACUUUCGCCUCGCUCUCGAAGCCCGCCCUGCCCGGCUCGAGCAUCGAGCACGCCCAACUCCUCACCUUCUCCGACAUCCCGCUGUUCACCGAACUCGGCCUCGUCGCGUCGAUCCAGCCGGCGCACAUGGUCGACGACCGGGAACUGUGCAGCCAGUUCUGGCCAGGUCGCGAACACCGCGCUUACGCCUUCAAGACCCUCGCGGACGCCGGCGUCACCCUCAAGCUCGGGUCGGACGCGCCUGUCGCAAAGGUAGAUCCCUGGGACGCCCUCGCCGUGGCCAUCUUCCGCACCGCAGCUGGCGAGGAGGACCUCCCCUCGUCCGCCUGGCACCCAGAACAGUGCCUCACUCCGUCGGAAGCCUGGCGCGCCGUCACGUCGAACGGCAAGAUCUCACUCGAGGUGGGCGACCGUGCGGACUUGGUGGUGCUGCCGAAGGACCCGCUCACGGCGAAUGCGAAGGAGUUGAGGAGUAUGCAGGUCAAGGGGACGAUGUUGGGAGGGAGGUGGACACAUUUUGCGAUGUAA
Molecule: messenger RNA, 1512 nt
Organism: Rhodotorula toruloides NP11
Lineage: Eukaryota; Fungi; Basidiomycota; Microbotryomycetes; Sporidiobolales; Sporidiobolaceae
Product: amidohydrolase 3
Exons: 3
Coding region: 1-1512 (503 amino acids)
Molecular function (GO): hydrolase activity, acting on carbon-nitrogen (but not peptide) bonds
Source: RefSeq, a predicted model, not a curated record